Molecule: messenger RNA, 2067 nt
Organism: Saccharomyces paradoxus
Lineage: Eukaryota; Fungi; Ascomycota; Saccharomycetes; Saccharomycetales; Saccharomycetaceae
Gene: FMP40
Product: Fmp40p
Exons: 1
Coding region: 1-2067 (688 amino acids)
Source: RefSeq, a predicted model, not a curated record
AUGAGAGAAAAAAGAACUAUAAUAAAUGCGUUGAAAAACUCUGCAGCGUCCCAUUUUAUCAAGAAGUUAACCCCGGACACUUCCCUGUCGUCUAUACCAGAGGCAAUCAAUGUCGUACAGCAGCACAAUGCAGCGGAUCCCGUGAGAUUGAAACUUUUCCAUACACCUCGGAUGGUUUCGCAGGGAGCUCAUUUUGCAUUUUGUCUGCCUACGAAGAAACCACAUUAUAAGCCAUUACUACUUUCACAAAACGCGCUUGACGAGUUUGGUUUGGUGCAGGAUCGGGACUUAGAGAAAAUACUAUCUGGCGAGAAAAUAUAUUAUUCUGAUGAUAUCUUCCCCUAUAGUACAGUGUACUCUGGAUUCCAAUUCGGCUCAUUUGCAGCACAGUUGGGGGACGGACGCGUAGUCAACUUGUUUGAUCUUAAGGACAAUUGUAAUGGACAAUGGCAAACGUUUCAGCUGAAAGGGGCCGGUAUGACGCCCUUCUCUCGGUUUGCAGAUGGAAAAGCUGUGUUGAGAUCAAGUAUACGUGAGUUUAUAAUGAGCGAGGCCUUGAACAGCAUUGGAAUCCCCUCCACAAGAGCCGUGCAACUAACCCUGUUACCGGGGUCGAAGGCGCAAAGGCGCACACAAGAACCGUGCGCUGUUGUGUGCCGUUUUGCACCCAGUUGGAUCCGAUUAGGCAACUUCAACUUAUUCAGAUGGCGACACGAUUUAGAAGGGUUGAUCAAACUAUCCGAUUAUUGCAUUGAGGAAUUGUUUGACGAGGGAGCGCAAUUUGAAGGGAAGCCCGACUUUAAUAUAUUCAAAAGAGAUUUUUUCCCUGAUAAUGAGACAAAAAUUGGUGAGCAGGUGGAAAGGGAUGAAUGUGAUGGGAGUUCCAUGACCGAAAAGGACAUUACUACGUUGAGCAAAUAUGACAAGUUUUUCAGACAUGUAGUUAGUUUGAAUGCAAAUACAGUGGCCCACUGGCAAGCAUAUGGCUUUGCAAACGGUGUCUUGAAUACAGAUAACACUUCAAUUAUGGGGUUGACCAUUGAUUAUGGCCCGUUUGCCUUUCUGGACAAGUUUGAACCAAGUUUCACCCCAAACCAUGAUGACGCAGCGAAAAGGUAUUCGUUUGCCAACCAGCCAAGCAUCAUAUGGUGGAACUUGCAACAGUUUGCCAAGGAUCUCGCAUGUCUACUGGGACCUAAGGCCCGCGACCUUGAAUUACUACUCAAGGGCGAGCUGGAUUCCGUUGACGAUGCCCUGGAGAAGACCAUGAUUGAAAGGGUGCAGAAGUUGGUAGAACUCAGUGCUAAUGAAUACAAAUAUGUGUUUACCACGAGGUACGCGCAGAUAAUGUCUAAAAGACUCGGUGUAGAUUUGGAUCUGGAAACGUGCAUGAAUUCCACAAGCGCUGAAGAUAUCGAGCAUGCAGCAGAGAAAUCCAAAGAAUUUUGUGCUGUUAUCGUCGAACCAUUGCUCGAUAUUUUGCAGGCUACCAAAAUUGACUAUAACAAUUUCUUUAUUCAUCUACAAAACUACACGGGGCCCUUCUUCAUCAAGGACAAAACUGACCCCGGAACACUUUUUGGAGCAUUCGACGAAAAGUACUUGAAAAUGUUCUUCAACGCAGAACAACUGCAGCAAAUGGCAGAAAAUGAAAAGGCCUUCGCAGCUGGUGAGAACGUAUUUGAUGCUAACGGUGAAUUGCGUCUGCUCAGUGAAAAAUUGCUAGAAAUACGCAAUUGGACGCAAGACUACUUGACUUUGGUUCCACCCACGGAGACUACGGCAAGAGCGUCAAUCGCCAAGAAAGCCAACCCAUUGUUUGUACCCAGAAGUUGGGUACUGGAGGAAGUAGUGGACGACUUAAUGUAUAACCAAAGGGAAAGACUACAGGAUCCCAGUUCGAACCUAGAUACAUCUGCCUUGAAGAAGCUAUACCUAAUGAGCGUAAACCCGUACGAUCGCACGAAGUGGGACGCCACUUCGAGGCCAGAACUGGAAACAAAAUGGGCGGAUCUUUCACACCAAGAGGGCACUAAGUUUAUGAAGCAAGCUUCCUGCAGCAGCUAG